Messenger RNA from Phaedon cochleariae (mustard beetle), 1812 nucleotides. The record is from the annotation of a GenBank genome assembly. NCBI's taxonomy places the organism in Eukaryota, Metazoa, Arthropoda, Insecta, Coleoptera, Chrysomelidae.
AUGUCAAUAAAUUCAGGUUAUGCCCCUGUGAACAUUGUAUUUGGAGCAAAAGGCAUAAUAUUUCCUGAGAUGACUAGUUGGGCGGCUAGAAUGCACAGGCGAGCUGCCACUUUCGGGAAUGUUGUCACAUCUUGCGGCCAUCCUUCAGGACCAUUCCCCCGUAGAAUGGAAAAAGUUAAAUUUGGUGUACCCCUGGAGGAUGUCUGCAAAAAUGAUAUUCCAGGACCUCUAUUGGUACUUAUAUUGAAGUUGAAUAAAGAGGCACCUUAUAGGAAGGAUGUCUUUCGUGCUCCAGGCCACCAGGGAGCUAUGAAAAAACUAACUCAUUUCCUUCAGACUGGCAGACUUGUGAAUAUGGAUAAUUUUAGUGUUUACACAAUUGCCAGUGUGCUGAAGAAGUUUCUGAGAAAAGUCCCUGGUGGUAUAUUUGGUAGAGAUAUAGAGAAUAGAUUUUUCCAAGUUAUAGAGAUUCUUGAUGUUCAAAUACGGCAAGAGGAGAUUCAUAAAAUAUUAACUUCAUUGCCUAUUCAUACCCAGAGGCUGUUAGUGCUGCUAUUUGGGACAUUCAGAGUAAUAGCUUCUAAUAGUGAAAGAGCAGGCACCAGGAUGACUAGUGAGGCCCUGGGGGUCAGUGUGGCUCCAAGUUUUUUCCACUCCUGUGUGAGUGAUGGUAAAACUGCUACAAUGGAAGAUGUAACAAAGUUUAAGGUGGCUUCACGUGUGAUGAAGCAUCUGAUCGAGGAGUUCGCUUCGUCAGAUCUCUUUGGCAGAGACAACUACGAAUAUUAUGCGAGGGUGACCGGCAGAGUACUUCGAGUGCAAGGGGAAUGGAUAUGUUCCUUCCAGUAUCCCCCUCUAACCACGAACGGGGUAUUUCCAACUGAGUGUAUCGCCUUGGAACGCUACUUGCUGGGGCAAUUGUCAAUGGGUAGAGAGACAUGGCUCCAAUGCGAAAAUAAUGGCCACUGGAAGUCUAGUCUUGGUCUGGAAGCACUUUCUCAAGUAGAAGAAUGUCAAUCAACUCCUGCUCUGUUAGAGACAAAUCCACAAGUGGGGUCUACUUCCCUCAGAAUGAUUGCAGAACAUGGGCUAUUGGAUUCUUGUACGAGGUUAUCUAUAUCACUUGAGCAAAAUGGACUCUUUCAGGGUACCAAUACAUCACAUUCUUCUAGUACUAGUCAUUCUUCUAGAGUGAGUCAAAUUCAUCCUGGGCUUAAGAUGACGUUAGAUGAACUCAAAGCUGUCAACAAAUAUGCUGAGAGUACAAGAAGUUUGAGUUAUUUGCCACAGGUCCAUCAAAGACAGACUGAGCGAAUGAAAACGAGGUCCCAGUGGUUUUUGGGGCCGACCGUUGAAUGUUCCAACUGUGGAGGCUCCCUAGACUUACCUCUCAAGGAUGCUGAUGUGACUGCGCUAGCUAAUGUGUUGCUUAGGAGAUCGUCUUCCGGUACUAUUGUUGGCAUUGCUGGAUUGUCUUUGAGUGCUGACUCUGUACAGAGAAGACCAAGUGUGAAGAGGUCCAAUUCCAAGGACAAGAGAUAUUAUCAUAGGUCAACUAGAAGGAAUAAGGAGAACGGAUCCCGUUCGAAUAGUUUCAAAACGCACUCUGAGAGGAAAUCGUCGAAUUCGCGUUCGGGCAGCUUCAAAUUGAAAUAUGACAGCAUAUCGAAGUCUGCCAGCUUCAAGAGCAAGGGCGAGUUGUGCUCCUGUCCGGGCAGUAACGAUGGCGCCACCAGCAACGAAACUUCACCCAACACUGUCAAAACAACUGAAACAAUAUGCGUUACGCUUAAGUACAAACCUCGUAUCUAA